AUGGACGAAACCCUGUGCCGAAGCCUCAAUACCUCCAUCAACUUGGAAUACUUCGCUACCCUUGCGAGUGAAUGGGAGGAUUCCGCUAUCGAUAACAUCAAUGAAGAACACAACCGGUUCGUCAAACAUCUUCACAACAGUGCUAGGAAAGCAGAGAGGCUACAACGUGGAAUCGCGCGAACUACAUGCAAUCACCAACAAACGUCCGAACUUGCGAAGCUAUGCAGAAAAUCGGUAAAGGAAGUUCUGAAAGAGAGAAGAGCAGCCGGAAAGAGCAUUCACAAAGCAUGGCGAAGCUUCGCCAAUAACAAGACCAAGGUGCUUUCCCUUCGUCGUCAUGUACUACCGGAUCCGGAUCUCUUCGACAACCACAUCUACCUGCAUAUCCACCAAUUCAGGGGAUACGGAUAUGUCGCUCCUUCGGUCCUUCCUUCCGAAAUUCGACAUGCCAUUACGGCGAUGAAGUAUCAUCUAAAGAAUCUUCCACCCGUUAUCGUAAGAACUCUAGCUAGGCUCUUUACGCGGUACCUUUGUGCCCACGUCAGAAAAACUAGCAAGACUGUGAUGCAGUACAAGAAGGUAGAUCCCGACGAUACUGGGAACUAUCGCCCAAUCUGCCUACUGAUUGGCAGAGUUCUGCAAGGACAGCCAUACGAGCGAGCAGGGUUUCGGAGAGGGUUCACCUUUGAGACCCUCAAGACAGAGGCAGUAAUCGAAUCCCUGGGCAACCAGGGCUUCGAUUACUGCCUCUGUAUUGAGGGUCUCAAAGGUAUGGGAGUGAAGGUCGACAACCGCUACUCCCAUCAUUUCCGCUUUGCAGGCGGUAUCGUGCUCAUAACACCUAACAUCGAGCAAGCGGAGCGAAUGCUGGCAGGGUUUGACAGGGUCUACGAUGUUCAUGAAAACGGAUUGGUACCCAAUGCUCCCUUCACGUCAAACGGAACGUGUAUUUCCGAAUGCUCUAGCUAUGUGUAUUUAGAUGGGAAAAAACGCGCCGCGUGGGUAGCAUUUAAAUACAUCGAGGAAGAAGCGAAGAAGACGAAGAAUAUCCAGCUUCGUGCUCACCUUUUCAACACUGCUGUCCUUCCUGCUUUGACGUACGCCUCGGAGACUUGGAUUCUACGAAAGCAGGAUGAGCGAAUUUCACUAUACACGCAAGUGCAAAAGGGAGCUCCAGGCUCCGCCAACAAAUCGAAGAUCAGGCCGGACACGGCGGUUACUGAGUGGACCCCUUGGGGCGUGAAGCGAGCACCAGGACGGCCGCCAAUAAGAUGGUCGCACUUCUAA
Messenger RNA from Haemonchus placei, 1287 nucleotides. The record is from the annotation of a GenBank genome assembly. Lineage: Eukaryota; Metazoa; Nematoda; Chromadorea; Rhabditida; Trichostrongylidae.